Messenger RNA from Dreissena polymorpha, 762 nucleotides. RefSeq lists its product as uncharacterized. NCBI's taxonomy places the organism in Eukaryota, Metazoa, Mollusca, Bivalvia, Myida, Dreissenidae. The coding region runs from base 1 to 696 and encodes 231 amino acids. The record is from RefSeq and is a predicted model, not a curated record. The transcript has 4 exons.
AUGAAAGAACUUGAUAACAUCUUAUGCAUGUUCAUUUUGUCUAUAAGAAAAGAAAAUGGUGACGAGUACGAAACAACCUCACUGAGAUCUUUUGUAUCAAGUAUAGACAAGGAACUUCAACUUAAUAAUUAUCAAUUCACCAUCGCUAAGGGACAGCGCCAAGGAUUCCCACGGUUCAGGGAAACACUUUCGUCUAAAAUGAAAAAAGUUAAGAAAGAAGGUAAAGGAAACAAGGCGAAUGCGGCCCAACCAAUAGAGCAGCAUGAAAUUCAAAAGCUCUACGAUGAAGGGCAACUUGGUAAUGGAAGUCCACAGGCCAUAAUAAACUCUCUAUGGUUCCGAUUCACAACAAACUUCGGCAUGCGGAGUGUGGAAGAACAUUACAAUUUACGAUGGGGUGAUGUGAAGCUGUGCCGAGACGUAGAGGGAGAUGAGUAUCUGGAGUUGGUCGAGAGGCAGACAAAGACUCGAACGGGUGCAACUGACGAAGCAAGAACUGUGCCGCCAAGAAUUUGGGCCAAUGAUGAAGACCCAUCCAAAUGUGUUGUCGCAACUUACAGAAUAUAUGCGUCAAAACGGCCCCAUCGGUUUUCCGAGCCCAGCGACCCAUUUUACUUGUCAACAAGUACAAAAGCCAACAUCACUGCGACUACUGGAAAUGAGCAAUGGUUCAUCAGCAUGAAAAUGGGCAUAUAAAAAAAUGCACAAAUUAUGAAACACAUGUGCAUUAAUUCUGGAAUCAGUAGAAAACUUACAAAUCAC